AUGUAUCAACUCUAUAUUUCAUUCCGUCAGACCUCGGUCCGUAUCCAUGCAGAAACAAUCGAAUUCCUAUAUUUCGCAAAUCUUGCUACCGCUAUUCUCGAAAAUAUGGACGAGCAGUAUAUUUUAGCGUUAGCCAUCACUGCAAUUAACGAGGAAUCGAAAGGUCAAACUUCAUUGGUCCCGUCAGAGAGUCAUACAACAUAUACAAAAAAUAAUUCAGAAGCACCAGAUUUUGACAGGACAGCAUUGCAACUAGAAAAUGUCAUGAAAGGUGAUCUUGACACAAACGUAUUCUUUAAUAUCACCAAUUUCUGGAAAGUUUUCUUCGAAAAUAAAGGUUGGUCUGAACAGACCUCCCGCAUUUGGGAAAGCUACCAAAAGUACGAGAAGGCUGAAAAGAAGGAAAGAUCAAAGGAACUCAAGAAGUCGAAAGAGCCAGAUUACAUUCGUGAUAUGGAAAAUUUGCAUAUCGCAAAAGAAGAGAAGAUUCUGGAAGUACACAUGAAAGAAAGGGAGGUAUGGGAUUGGCUCAAUUUCUUCAGUGAAACAUUUUUAAAUCAGCUCAAAGGUCCUUCACCAGAACCAUCGAAAGAUUAUCCCAUAGUCAUUGAAGAGCCUUUCGUCCAGAUAAAAGGACAGUGUUGUCGGACGAAAGUCACAGGACGCGCAAUACAAUCAACUGGCAAGACACAAAUUGAUUUCCUGGUCAAAAGCAUCGACUUGCCCAAGGACGGUCCCGCUGAUUGGGAGAACAUUAAUGUGCUGGGUGAGUUCACCAUAACACCUAUGGUUGACAUAAGGAAAAAAAAGUUUUUGCAAUUAUCAAGGUGUGUUCGAGAGGUGUUUUGUGCUCAGCCAUUGCGUCGGUUUUUACAUGGUUUCUGCUUGUUCGAAGAAGAAUUUGAGCUCUGGGUUUUUGAUCGCUCGGGUGCCUACAGCUCUGGUCCAAAACACAUUGUUCGUGACAAGAAGAUGUUUGUCCGAGCAAUAAGCUCUUAUCUACUGAUGAGCGAUGAAGAACUAGGACGUGACACUUCCAUCAUUCAAAAUGGAGCAGAUAAUUUUGUCCAGUUCCCCGGAAGUGUAGAGGUUCCGGGCCCAUCAUUUAAUAUUAAAUCUAAGCCCAUUGUACAACCGAUGAGACUGAUUACUCGAGGUACUACUUGCUAUGAGUCAAAAGACGAAUUAAGAGUGAUCAAGUACUCUUGGAGCAGUUCAGAAGAAAAUACCGAAGUUAACUUUCUGAAUAUUGCUAAAUCAGUACGAGGUGUCGUAAAUUGCCUUGCGACAGAGAUCGUAUAUGAGACCAAAAGUCACCUACACAACCUGAAUCUUUCCAAAGCUCUGCCCUGGAAAUUAAAUGCUGGCGAAAAGUUCAUCUCCAAGGGAAUUAAGUUAACGGGAGCACCAAAACAAUCCUUGAAGAGAAAUCGCCGGCUAACCAGAAUAGCCAUGACACCACGCGGCCGAGCUAUUUACUCCAGUGGGUCAAUCCUUGAUUUUGUUGCCGGAAUUCGAGAUGCCAUCAAAGGACACGAGGGACUGGUGGGUAAAGAGAUUCUUCAUGGAGAUGUUUCUGAAGGAAAUAUAAUCCUGUUGAAGCCAUCUCCAGAGGAAGACUUAUACGGGAUGUUGAUUGACCUAGAUCAUUCGGUCAAGAUGAAAGGAAAUGUGGCAUUGGAAGAUGAUCGGUCUCUGACGGGCACUAUGAAGUUCAUGGCGCUUGAGAGAUUGCAGCACGCUCGUGACACAGGAAAGUCUAUUGGACGCACUUGUCGUCAUGAUCUGGAGUCAUUUUUCUAUGUGUUCAUUGUUGGAUGCAUAGAAUAUGAAGACGUAUCUGUGGACAAGGCUAAGAAUCUAGAUCGUUGGUGCACUAACGAGGUGGAAAACAACUUCAUAAACAAAAGUUAUGGUGUCCAAAAUUUUGACCAAGAAAUUCUCAAGAAAUUCACGACCAGUUUCAAAGGAGUCAAGGAACUAGCCGAGAAGCUGCGACAAAUUUUGUUUCAUAAUGACGGCAGAUAUAUUGAAACGCCUGUAGACUGUGGACCUUUAUAUGAUAGAAUGAUCAAGGCAUUGGACAAAACUGUCGAGGAUAUCAAAGGUGGAAAAAUCGAAAACAAAAUCUUCAAAUCGCGUCGAAAAUAA
This is a messenger RNA of Blumeria graminis f. sp. triticale, 2151 nucleotides long. The record is from the annotation of a GenBank genome assembly. NCBI's taxonomy places the organism in Eukaryota, Fungi, Ascomycota, Leotiomycetes, Helotiales, Erysiphaceae.